This is a messenger RNA of Oncorhynchus masou masou (cherry salmon), 4870 nucleotides long. RefSeq names its product SWI/SNF complex subunit SMARCC1-like. Lineage: Eukaryota; Metazoa; Chordata; Actinopteri; Salmoniformes; Salmonidae. The record is from RefSeq and is a predicted model, not a curated record. Gene Ontology annotation, molecular function: nucleosomal DNA binding; histone binding. Gene Ontology annotation, biological process: positive regulation of DNA-templated transcription. Gene Ontology annotation, cellular component: SWI/SNF complex; npBAF complex; nBAF complex.
GUGAGUGACGCGGUUGAGUAGCGAAACAGCAGCGGACAGGACAAGAAACAAUGGCGACAGCGGCAACUGCAGCGGGUGGAACGGGUUCAGGGGGACCAGCAGCCGGCCCUAUGGGCGUCGGUACUGCGGUGGGCCGUAAAAAGGAUGGAGGUCCUUCCUCGAAAUACUGGGAGAGCGCAGAAACGGUCUCUCAGAUCGAUUCGGUGCGCCAAUGGAUCGGGAAACACUACAAAAAGUAUGUCCAGGCAGACUCUCCCUCCAAUAAGUCCCUGGCAGGGCUGGUGGUGCAGCUGCUUCAGUUCCAGGAAGAUGCUUUCGGACGGAGGGUCAACAACCCUGCCCUCACCAAGUUACCUACCAAGAGCUUCCUGGACUUCAAGGCAGGGGGUGCUCUGUGUCACAUCCUGGGCUCUACCUACAAGUUCAAGAGCGAGCAGGGCUGGCGUAGGUUUGACCUGCAGAACCCCUCCAGGAUGGAUAGGAAUGUAGAGAUGUUUUUGAAUGUAGAGAAAACCCUGGUUCAGAAUAACUGCCUGACUCGACCAACUGUAUUCCUGGUGCAUGACAUGGAGCAGAAGCAGGCCAAUAAGCUGAAGGACAUCAUCAAGAGACACCAGGGCUCCAUCACUGAGGACAAGUCUAAGGCCACCCAUCAUAUCUACCCCUCUCCAACCCAGCAGGAGGAUGAGGAGUGGCUGCGUCCGGUCAUGCGUAAGGACAAGCAGGUGCUGGUGCACUGGGGCAUGUACCCAGACAGUUAUGACACCUGGGUGUCCACCAGCGACGUGGAAGGGGAUGUGGAGGACCCACCCAUCUCUGAGAAGCACUGGAAGGUGCAUGCCAAGUGGGUCCUGGACACAGACGCCUUCAACGAGUGGAUGAAUGAGGAAGACUAUGAGGUGGACGAGAACAAGAAGACUGUGAGCUUCCGCCAGAGGAUCUUCCCAAAGGAGGAGGAGUCUUCCCGUACACCCGAUCGUAAGGAGCGCAAGGCCAACGCCGCCGGGAAGAAGAGGAGGCGCUCGCCUUCUCCCCCGACCACCCCAGCCGAGUCUCGCAAGAAGGGUGGCAAGAAGGGGAAUCCUGGGUCUCACUGGAAGCGUCGUGGCCACCGUGGCGAGGAGGAGGAGGAGGAAGAGGACCUGACCAAGGACAUGGAGGACCCCUCGCCUGUUCCCAGCAUGGAGGAGGUCACUUUGCCCAAGAACGUGAACCCUAAGAAAGAUAGCGAGAACACCCCAGUGAAGGGCGGGGCAGUGGCUGACUUGGAUGAUCUGGAGGAUGACUCUGUGGUCUCCGGAGGCAAGGAGGAGGAGGAGCAGGGCAAGGCCGAGGUCAACCGCCUCAUCGACUCCAGCGAGGACAACGUGACCGAGCAGACCCACCACAUCAUCAUCCCCAGCUACGCCGCCUGGUUCGACUACAACUGUAUCCAUGAGAUCGAGAGGCGUGCACUGCCAGAGUUCUUCAACGGCAAGAACAAGUCCAAGUCCCCAGAAAUAUACCUGGCCUACCGUAACUUCAUGAUCGACACGUACCGGCUCAACCCUCAGGAGUACCUGACCUCCACCUCCUGCCGCAGGAACCUAACCGGAGACGUGUGUGCCGUCAUGAGGGUGCAUGCGUUCCUGGAGCAGUGGGGGCUGGUGAACUACCAGGUGGAUGCUGAGAGCCGGCCCCUCCCCAUGGGCCCCCCGCACCCCCACUUCAACGUGCUGGCUGACACCCCCUCUGGUCUGACGCCGAUGCACCACCGUCCCCCACAGAUCCCCUCCAGCCAGCAGAUGAUCAACUUCCCAGAGAAGGGCAAAGACAAGCCCUCUGACAUGCAGAACUUUGGCCUGCGUAACGACCUCUACUCCAAGAAGAACCCCAAGAGUAAAGGAACCAGCGGCGGCCGGGAGUGGACCGAGCAGGAGACUCUGCUCCUAUUGGAGGCUCUGGAGAUGUACAAGGACGACUGGAACAAGGUGUCGGAGCACGUGGGCUCGCGCACCCAGGACGAGUGUAUCCUGCACUUCCUGCGUCUGCCCAUCGAGGACCCCUACCUGGAGAACUCUGAGUCGUCCCUGGGCCCCCUGGCCUACCAGCCCGUACCCUUCAGCCAGUCAGGCAACCCUGUCAUGAGCACCGUGGCCUUCCUGGCCUCCGUGGUGGAUCCCCGUGUGGCCUCUGCCGCCGCCAAGGCAGCCCUGGAGGAGUUUAGCCGUGUGCGUGAGGAGGUGCCAGCAGAGCUGGUGGAGGCCCAUGUGAAGAAGGUGCAGGAGGCGGCCCGCAGCACAGGCAAGGUAGACCCUGCCUAUGGCCUGGAGAGCAGCGGCAUCGCAGGAAUCCCCGAGGAGCCCGAGAAGACCGAGCCAACAGAGACCGAGAAGGUGGACACAGACUCCGACUCCCAGCAGCCUGACAAGGCUGAGUCUAAGGACGAGGCGGAGAAGCCCAGUGAGUCUGCUGAGAAGCUGGCCGAGGGACACAAGGUGAAGAGCGAGACGGCCGAACUGUCUGAACGGGAGGAGGGAGAGAGUGAGGGAGGAGAGGGCAAGGCCACAGCAGACAAAGACAAGGAGGAGGCCAUGGAGACCUCAGAGGAGGACAAAGAGAAGGCGGAGCAGGGAGCGAUGGAAGAGGAGGAAGAGGAGAGGAAGAAGCGAGAGCCGGACGGGGGGGAGGGGAACAUUGCCACUGCAGCCGCUGCUGCCCUCGCCUCAGCUGCCACCAAGGCCAAGCACCUGGCGGCGGUGGAGGAGAGGAAGAUCAAGUCUCUGGUGGCUCUGCUGGUGGAGACUCAGAUGAAGAAGCUGGAAAUCAAGCUCAGACACUUUGAGGAGCUAGAGACCAUCAUGGACCGAGAGAAAGAGGCUUUGGAGUUGCAGAGGCAGCAGCUGCUGACGGAGCGCCAGGCCUUCCACAUGGAGCAGCUGAAGUAUGCUGAGAUGAAGGCUCGCCAGCAGAUGGAGCAGCAGCAGGCCAGCACAGUGGCCCAGGGCCCCGCACCCCACCAUGGUCCCCCAGGGCCAGGCAUGCACCACGGACCCUCCCACCAUGGACCCCCUCCCGCCAUGCACUCCGGACACGGCCCUCCCGGACCCGGGUUCCACCCCAUGGGUCCCCACCACCCGCAACAGACCGGCCCAAUGGGAGGGCCCGGUCAACUCAUGCCAGGACGCAUGAUGCCUGGCGGUCCCCCCACUGGCAGCAUGCCUCCUAUGAUGGGUCCCCGCCACCCUGGAGCCCCCAACGGCAUGUACCCUGGCCCUUCGCCUGUACAGGCUGAUGGUAUGCCCCCAGCAUCUGUGGGACCUCAAGCGGCAGCCCCAGCACGAGUUGCUGACAGCUAAGAUCCCUGCCCCCAAACAAACACACACCAGCACGCACUCACCUCUUAUAAAACCUCAGCUCAUUGAUGGCCUUGCUACUGGCUGAGUGUUCUCUCAGCUCCAAAAAGUCAUCCUGGCUUACACACACACACACACACACACACUCCCUCUCAGGGCACAGCGUCAAGGGGUCUGUGGCUCUGGCCCUCCUAGUAAGAACACUGUUUUCUCCUCAGUCAGUCUGGUGUGGGACAGAUCAGAUAGGCUCCUCCCAGUCAUUUUUAAGAAUAUAUUGUGUGUUCUCUAUUUUAAAAGAAUAUGAAGCUGAUAUUUCUGGAGGAAAUCGGAAAACUCCCACUUUUCCCUCUCACCUUUUUAGAAUGACACAGUAGUCUCUUCCUCUCCUUCAGCGCAACACCAACUCCCCCUCUUCCUCCCCCCCUCACGUCUUCCCCCAACACAACACCAGGGGGAGCUAGUUGGGUUUGAGGGCUAGUUGAUCGUUUAGGGACUUGUGUUGUGUACUGUAAUGAAUGGGAUCAUGAAGGUUCCUUCGACACACACAGAGGGGGCCAGUAACACUCCCUUCACACACACACACACACUCACUGAGAAUCUACCUCUCCACUUUGCUCUUCUGAAGCUAAAAACACUGUAGUCCAAAGUGUGUGUUCAUGUGUUUGUGUGUACGUUGUUGGUGUGUCAGAAGAGCAGAAUGUGCGUACAGCUGAGACAGGUGUUUGACUGUCUGCUCGGCUGCUCUGCCCCCCACCCCUCCUAUCACAUGGGUCAAACAACCGAUCGAUGGGCGUGUCCAGAGGGCCCAUAACUCAUAGCCCCCACCAGCUAGGCAUAGCACUGUACUACUCACACACUUAGCUGAACCCUGCUCUAGUACACUGGAGGCUGCUCACACACAGGCAAAGAGAAAAAGAAAAAGAGAAUCCCACUGACAUUCAUCCAUCCUUUUAGUGAGCUAGAUAUGGUGAUAUAGUUGAAGUUAAAAACCAUGUGCUCCUCCUCAGUGGUGGAGUGGGCGUCUAGCUGUUCUGGUGCUGAUAAUGUAGCUGCUACCGCUACCUCUCUUCAUCCAUCUUUGUUCAUUUCAACACCCCUCUACACCUUUCUGCUACCUCUGCCUCCUUUCUCUUUGUCUGUCUGCUACCUCUCUAGAACUGCUCUUGCUCGCUGCUAGCUACCUCUCUGCUCUGCGCACCCCUCUGCUACCUCUAGAACCCCUCUCUCAUUCGCUGCCCACGUGACUGCUGAGUUACUGUUACCACCCCCCCCAGGUAGAAUAUCACAUACACACAACGUCUCUUGCGCUCUCACACUUCCUCAUUCAAGGUCUUUCCAGUCUGUUAUAUCACAAAUGAUGAGAACCCCCUUAUAUCUUGUAUCUUUUUUUUUAUGGUCAUGUAUUUUUAAGAAUAAACAUUGUGUAGAUUUGAGAUCUUUGUUCUUGGAAGUUUGUAGCAUUUUAUUUUGUUUCUUCAGGUCUGUUGGUACUUGGACCUGGACAAUGUCUAAUAAAUUGAUUUUGUAUUAAGUGA